Messenger RNA from Monopterus albus (swamp eel), 2318 nucleotides. Its product is annotated as cell cycle control protein 50A-like. NCBI's taxonomy places the organism in Eukaryota, Metazoa, Chordata, Actinopteri, Synbranchiformes, Synbranchidae. The coding region runs from base 237 to 1349 and encodes 370 amino acids. The record is from RefSeq and is a predicted model, not a curated record. The transcript has 7 exons. Gene Ontology annotation, biological process: phospholipid translocation. Gene Ontology annotation, cellular component: endoplasmic reticulum; Golgi apparatus; plasma membrane.
UUCACCACCCUAUUGGCUCAAAAGCUUCCGGGUUCUUCCUUGCGGCUGUGAUUAACAAGGCAUGAAAUCAAUAGUAUAUUAGGUAGAUAUCAGACUUAGCUAGAGGGUAUAUUUUACUAUCUAGAUAGUUUUACCUUUUGCCUUAAUAUCUGGUAUCUUGUUGUCCGUGUGGCAUUAACAAGGGACAGUCGACUGUCAACUAAAGUGGAUUAUUUUGGUCGAAGCAGGGCGCAGCUAUGAUGGCGUCAAGCUACAGCACUAAGGAAGAGGACGGACAUCCCUCGGGUGCUUCCAGUCACGGCGGACCAGGGGCUGUGAAAAGUAAAAAACCGGACAACACAGCGUUCAAACAGCAGAGACUACCAGCCUGGCAGCCCAUCCUGACAGCAGGCACCGUGCUGCCAGCUUUCUUCGUUAUUGGUCUCAUCUUCAUCCCCAUUGGUAUCGGCCUGUAUGUCACAUCAAACAACAUCAAAGAGUACGAGAUUGAUUACACUGGGGCGGACAUUAACAGUUCGUGCUACAGCUGUGCCAAGAGCUACAGCUGGAACAGCACAACAUCGUGUGUCUGCUCUGUGGAGUUCAUAUUGGAGCAGCCAUUCGAGAGCAAUGUCUUUAUGUACUACGGCUUAUCUAACUUCUAUCAGAACCACAGACGCUAUGUGAAAUCCAGGGAUGACAGCCAGUUGAAUGGAGAUCAGUCUGCCUUGAUGAACCCCAGCAAGGAAUGUGAACCAUACCGGACCAGUGAUGGCAAGCCCAUUGCUCCCUGUGGGGCUAUAGCUAACAGCCUUUUCAACGACACUCUGGAGCUUUAUUAUGUGGAUUCCAAUGGCACCAGAAAUGCAGUUCCUCUGGUCAAGAAGGGCAUUGCAUGGUACACAGACAAACAUGUGAAAUUCAGGAAUCCUGGUGGAAACAACAACCUGACUGUAGCUUUCCAAGGCACAGCUAAGCCAGUGAACUGGGCAAAGCCUGUAUAUGAAUUAGACCCAUCAGAUCCCGAUAACAACGGCUUUAUUAAUGAGGACUUCAUUGUGUGGAUGCGCACGGCUGCAUUGCCCACCUUUCGCAAGCUCUACCGCAUCAUCCAGAAGAAGUCCAGCACAACUCCGACUCUACCCAGUGGCAAAUAUUUCUUGAACAUCACUUACAAUUACCCCGUGCUCAGCUUUGAUGGCCGAAAGCGGGUGAUCCUGAGCACCAUCUCCUGGAUGGGAGGGAAGAACCCUUUCUUGGGCAUCGCCUACAUCACCGUGGGCUCCAUGUGCUUCUUCCUGGGUGUGGUUCUGCUCAUCAUCCAUCAUAAAUACGACACCCGAAACAGCAGUGCGGAUAUUCCAAACUAAACAUUUUCCAGUCUGCACUUGCAUGGGUGACCCUCCAGGGUCUGUUCUGGACUGCAUGUUAAUUUUAGCUUGAAUUCACUGGUCUUUUUAAAUGUCUGUUGUGUGUUUGUGUAAAGGACCAGCGGCAUCUUAAGAGUGUAAUCAAAAGCUGUAUUUAUGCAUAGGACAUGUAAGGCAAAAGAAGGAUGCUAGAAACAUAAUGUGUUUCUGUGCAUGUAGCUUUAAGUCGGCUGCUGGGAAUGUCACUUUCUAUUUAUCCAUUAUCAAAGUAUCUGUUUUAUUUUAGCAGUGCUUUGGGAAUGGCUUAAAGAUGUAUGUAUGAAGUUUUUGUCCUUAUUAUGUACUGUAAUAUGUCCUGCUGACAUAUUACAGUAAACCACAGACAUGUCAAUGAAGUAGGUUACAUUAACCUACUUCAUUGACAUGUCUGUGGUUGUCGAGGUUCCCUUGAGUAUUGGAUGGGAUAGUCAUUGCUUGUAUUUACAGAAGGCAUUGAUAUUUAAUGGAAGGUAUUUUAGCCUUGGAGAGUCAGAAUAUUUGUUAUUAGUAUCAAAGGUGUGGAUCUAUACCCUCAACUGUGACUGGUUCUAUAAAGAGAAUGAGGCAGUCAAAAGGUAUCCUUCAUAGUUACUGUGAAUAUGCAUUGCUAUCUAAUGCUUAUUAAUGCUGAUGGGGCCAUUAUCCUAGACCGUUAUAUCCGGUAUCCCUGAUUCUAAAUCUCCAGGCAAAAUUCUUUAGCUUGUGCUGCUUGACCUGAGUGGUAAAUAUACAGAAUUCUUUAAUGUUGACCAAAUGAUGUGCACUGUAAACAUCUCUCAUUUGUUGGGGUUUCCAUUUGUUUUACAUCAUCUGUUAAAGUGUUGCUGAUUUAUGAAGAAUUAGUUUAUUGUUUCAAUUUGUUUGUAAUUGACUUUAUGGGGUUUUAUUUAUAAGGUUCACAAGGCCUAAUUAAACAACUUGGUCAAUGUA